GCACUGCUGUGGUAAACAAGCGCGGACCGCCGCCGUUUCAAGCAAUUAUAAAUCCGGAUAUUUAGCUAUUUGUCCCGGGUACUUGCCCCACCGUUUCCCGUUGCUUUAGCCCAUCCCCUAUCCCCUUAGCCCCCGCCCACCUUUCGGUAUGUUGGCAAACCUUCAAGGCCGCAGCGUCCACUUGUUGCGUCACAGCCUCCAAAGCGGCAGAAGGAGCUGGCGGCGAAGCUGGGCGAGCACGGCGGCCGACGGCGACAGCCUGACCAUUGGAGAUGUGACGGUGCCCCUGAGCAGGCCCAAGGAUCCGCAGCUGGUGCCGCAGCAAUAUGUUAAAUACGCACCCGAUGGCACCCUCCAGCUGACGCAGUCCGCCCUGCACCACCUGCGCUGGAUGCUGCAGAAGGAUGCCCUGCGGCAGGACAUGUUUCUGCUGGGACAGCCAGGUCCAAGGCGCCGCCAGCUGGCCAUGCAGUUCCUGGAGCUGACGCAGCGCGAGGUGGAGUACGUGGCCCUCAGCCGGGACACGACCGAGAGCGAUCUGAAGCAGCGCCGCGAGAUCCACAACAAGGCGGCGGUCUAUCACGAUCAGGGCGCCGUGCGGGCGGCGCUCAAUGGCCGUGUCCUGGUCCUGGACGGCGUGGAGCAUGCCGAGCGGAAUGUGUUGCCCAUUUUGAACAAUCUUCUGGAGAACCGGGAGAUGCACCUGGAGAGCGGCAAGUUUCUGAUGUCACCCGAGCGGUAUGACAAGCUCCUGGAGCGGCACUCACGCCAGCAGCUGGACGAGUGGGGACUGCUGCGUGUCUCCGAACAGUUCCGGGUGGUGGCCCUGGGCCUGCCCACGCACAAGUACAAGGGCACACCGCUGGAUCCGCCGCUGCGCUCCCGCUUCCAGUCGCGCAACGUGACCGCCUACACCUACGGCGAGCUGUACGAAGAACUACAGCAGGAGGUGGCGCCCGGCUCUGUGCCCGGCGAGCAGCUGAAGCAGCUGCUAACCUUCGCCCUGACGCUGCAGCAAGCGGAUCCAGCCCUCCAGCUGCCGGACUUUCCGCUCCACAACCUGCGCCUGGGCGUCCGGAUGCUGGAGACCAAUCGGGCGCUCAGCCUUUACGAUGUCCUCAGCCGCAUAUAUCCCUAUCAGGCGAUGCUGAAGGCCGACCAAAGGAAGCGGGUGGAGGAGCUGCUCAAGAAGCUGGAUAUCCCAUUGAUUCCCAGUCCAGGCAUCAAUAGAAUCGCCGCUAGUAAAUCGGGUGAAAACGCAUCCCAUAUCCGGCUGCAAUUAGACGACGGCCUGGAGCUGCAACUGCCGGGUGGAGGACAGCCGGUGACCUCCUCUAACUUUGUGGAUUUGCCGCACCAAAGACAGGCCCUAGCCAGCCUGCUCCAGGCCUAUGCCGUUGGCGAUGUCUGUCUGCUGGGGGAGAAGGGCGUGGGCAAGCUGACCCUGACCAAGGAGCUGAUCCGCCUGUUGCAGCAAAACUCGGAGCCGAUGAUGCUGUACGAGGACAUGACCAGCCGGGAUCUUGUCCAGCAGCGCAUCACCAGUCCCGUUGGCGAUACCGUUUGGCGGGAUUCACCUCUGGUGCGGGCCGCCAAGUCGGGCUCCGUGGCGGUGCUGAAUGGGUUGCAUCGCCUCCACAAGAGCACGGCCAGUGUGCUGCAGCGCCUCAUCCACGAUCGAGAGCUGCAGCUGUGCGAUGGCACCACCCUGCUGGGUGCCCAGCGCUACCAGGCUCUGAUCCAGCAAGGUCUCUCCGAGGAGCAGCUCAGGGAUCGGGGCUUCCUGCCCAUGCACGAGUCCUUCCGCAUUGUGGCCUUGGCGGAACCACCACGUCCCUCUGGCGGAGGCAGUCAAUCCAAUUGGCUGACCCCGGAGCUGCUCAGCCUAUUCCUGUACCAGGAGCUGCGUCCGCUGCGCCACAGCGAAGAGCAGGCGCUGCUAACCGAACUGUGCGGUGUCGAUGGUGAGUUGCCCGCGGGCCUGGAGCCGCUUCUGGGGCUAGCCCAGUUGCUGCGCUCAUCGCAGGACCCGCUGCUGCAGGGAAUGUCGGGAACGCUGUCAACCCGGCAACUCCUAAAGCUGGGACGCCGGCUGGCUGCCUAUCCACAGCUGAGCGGGUCUAGUGACGUGAACGAAAUGCUGCAGAACACAUUCCUGGCCAGAUUUAUGCCGGCACUGUCGCGAAGUGCCCUGGAAGAGGCCAUCCACCAGGUGGGCAUCACCAGUCAGGGUCAGGAGAACGCACAGGUGAGGAGGAGGGGCAGCCGACAGCCGGCGGAGAUAGCAGUGGAGGACAAUGCCCUGAGAAUCGGAGCCACGCGCUGGCCUCUAGGUAAUCCCACAGAGGCCCAACUAUCCAAGGUACCCAGCACCCUGUUCUACGAGAUGCCGCAGCAUGUGCAGCUCCUGGAGCGCCUGCUGCAGGACUAUCUCAUCGGAGAGCACCUGCUGCUGGUGGGCAACCAGGGCGUGGGCAAGAACAAGCUGGUGGAUCGCCUCCUGGAGCUGAUGCAGCGCCCCAGGGAAUACAUUCAGCUGCACAGGGACACCACCGUCCACAGUCUGACGCUCCAGGCGACGCUCAAGGAUGGGCAGGUGUCGUACGAGGACAGUGCCCUGGUCCAGGCCGUGCGAUCGGGUCACGUACUCGUCGUGGAUGAGGCCGACAAGGCGCCCGUCAAUGUAACCUGCAUCCUGCGGACUCUGGUGGAGAGCGGCGAGAUGGUGCUGGCGGAUGGGCGGAGGAUUGUGCCGCCCGGUGCGGGGGGGAGGGUGCCCAACUCCAUCGAGACUCACCCAGAUUUUCGGCUCAUCGUCUUGGCCAAUCGUCCCGGAUUUCCCUUCCUCGGCAACGACUUCUUUGCUGCUUUGGGCGAUGUCUUCAGCUGUCAUGCCAUCAGCAAUCCGGAUCCCGAUUCGGAGAUCUUUCUGCUGCAGCAGUAUGGCCCCAAUGUGCCCAAGAAGACGCUGCGCACCCUGGUGAACGCCUUCGGGGAGCUGCGAACGCUGGCCGACGAGGGAAUGCUUAACUAUCCGUACUCCACCCGCGAGGUGGUGAGCAUUGUGAAGCAUUUGGAGCGCUAUCCAGAGGAGAACAUGUCCGAGGUGGUGGGCAAUGUCCUAGACUUUGAUCGCUAUCAGCCGGAGGCCCUGCAGCAGGUCAACCAGGUGCUGGCCAAGCACGGCAUCGAGUCCUACGCCGAGGAGGAGAUGAUCCUGGCCAUGCGCAGGCAAAAGACGCUCCAGGCGACCGUCAAGCGACACAGCGGCCUGGGCGUGUCGGGUCCCAAAUUCGGGAAGCUGGAUCCCAAAAACGAGCCCCAUGUCGGUGGCAAUACAUGGGCGGGCGGCAGCGGCGGACGCGACACAGCCGGACUGGGCGGCAAGGGUGGACCCUUUCGGCUGGACAAGGGCCACAAGGUCCAUCAGCUGAGCGACGAAGAAAAAGCGGAUGUGCCCGAGGAGAUCAAGAAGGCGGCCAGGGAGAUGAAUCGCAAGGCCUUCGAGGAGAAGCUCAAGGAGAUCAAGAUGUCCGCCCACGAUCACCAGCUGUAUGCCCAGUUCAGUGAGCCCAAUCGCAAGCAGGUGCAGCAGCUGAAGGCCAUCCUGGAGGCCAUGCAGACCAAGAGCAAGGAGCGCCAGUGGCAAAAGUAUCAGACCCACGGCGACCUGGAUGACACGCGUUUGGUGGAGGGCAUUACCGGCGAGAAGAAUAUCUACCGCAGGCGGGCAGAGGCCAAUCCCUGGGCGGAUCACGUCCAGGAGAAGCCCAAUCGGCUCAAGCUGGUCGUGGAUGUGUCGGGUUCAAUGUACAGAUUCAAUGGCUAUGACGGCCGACUGGACCGGCAGCUGGAGGCGGUGGUGAUGGUUAUGGAGGCCUUCGAUGGCUUCGAGAAGAAGAUCGUCUACGACAUUAUCGGCCACAGUGGCGAGGGCUGGGAGAUCCCCUUUGUGACGGCCGGCCGGCCGCCCAAGAACGACAAGGAGCGCUUCGAGGCCAUCCGCAUGAUGCAUGCCCAUUCCCAAUUCUGCUGGUCCGGCGAUUCCACGGUCAAGGCCGCACGCGAAGCCUGCUCCACGCUGGGCGCCGAGCAGGACUACGACAAUGCCAUUGCGGUGGUCCUGAGCGAUGCGAAUCUAUCCCGCUAUGGCAUCGCCCCCAAGGAUCUGGCCAUGGCCCUCAAGCGGGGCGAGCCCAAGGUCAAGGGUUAUGUCAUCUUCAUAGGCAGUCUGGCCGAGGAGGCGGAUGAAAUCAAUGCAGCAAUGCCGGCGGGCCAGAGCUUCGUCUGCAUGGACCUCACCAAGCUACCUCACAUCCUGCAGCAGAUAUUCACCUCCUCCCUGCUGUGACCUAGUGCAAUUUUGAGAUCCCCGCUGGAAUCAGCGGGCUUAGAUCAAGUCUAUCUGUUGAAUUUAGUGUUGAUAAUUCCAUUCAUUUUUAGUCUUAAGCCAGAAUUGAGUCUUGUUUUUUCAUAGGAGUAAGAGAUGUUUUAUGUUUAUUUGAAUAGCAACUUUAGCCACAGAGCCAUGAGAAUUGAGUCCUGUUUUUGAAACCAAUGUGUACAGUUACAAAUAAACCACAAAUAAUAUUCAA
This is a messenger RNA of Drosophila kikkawai, 4595 nucleotides long. It is a transcript of the gene c12.2, whose product is annotated as von Willebrand factor A domain-containing protein c12.2. Gene Ontology annotation, cellular component: cytoplasm. NCBI's taxonomy places the organism in Eukaryota, Metazoa, Arthropoda, Insecta, Diptera, Drosophilidae. The record is from RefSeq and is a predicted model, not a curated record. Gene Ontology annotation, molecular function: ATP hydrolysis activity; ATP binding.